AUGGCAACCGCGAAAUUCAAAUCCCACUUCCACGCUCCUCACGGCCAUAAAUUGUUCCGUACCAACAGCAGCAACUUGGCCAAUGAUAAGCCAAUUGACGAGGAACAGAAGCAAAAAGAGAAGAAUUUUAUAGCAUGCUUCGAGUGCAAUGGGCCUCCUCUUUCGCCAAGUCAGAUUGCGGAAAACCCUCGCAGCAAAGAGGUCGGGGUUGCGUCCAAACAAUUACGAGUGGGAGACUUUGAAUUGAUCAAGACUAUUGGGACUGGUACUUUUGCGCGUGUAUGGCUGUCUCGUUUAGCCGGGUCUCCAAAGGAGGGACAAAAAGUUUUCGCUCUGAAGAUACUCCGCAAGGUCGAUAUCAUUCGUUUGAAGCAAGUAGAACAUAUCAAAAAUGAACGAAACACGCUCUCUGCUGUAGCCGGCCAUCCCUUCAUUACAACCAUGAUUACCAGCUUCUCGGACCGGGAUUGUCUGUAUAUGCUACUCGACUAUUGCCCUGGAGGCGAGGUCUUCACAUACUUGCGAAGAGCACGUCGCUUUGACGAAGACACUUCACGUUUCUACGGUGCAGAAAUUGUACUAAUACUGGAGUUCCUCCAUGAUAUGAAGGGCAUUGCGUAUCGCGAUUUGAAACCAGAAAACAUCCUUCUUGACUCCGAGGGCCACCUGAAACUCGUGGAUUUUGGGUUUGCAAAGGAAAUUUCGAAUCGAGAGACCUACACUCUUUGUGGAACGCCAGAGUACCUCGCUCCAGAAGUUAUUCGAAAUUCAGGGCACGGUACUGCCGUUGAUUGGUGGGCGUUUGGUAUCCUCAUUUACGAGUUCCUCGUUGGACAGCCGCCAUUCUGGAAUCAAAACCCAAUGAAGAUCUAUGAGCUGAUCAUAGAAGGAAAGGUCAAAUAUCCUCAGUGGAUGUCAUCCAAUGCCCGCGACCUUAUUGGCAGUCUCUGUACCGUCAAUCCAUCUCAGCGGCUUGGCAAUAUUUCCAGCGCUGGUGUCAACGGCACCGCUCUUGUGAAGUCUCACCCGUUCUUCGAGACCAUUGACUGGGACGCCUUGUAUCAUCGAAGGAUCAAAAGCCCUAUCAUCCCAAAAGUCAAACAUGCAGCUGACGCUAGUAACUUCGACAAUUACGACCCCCCUUCGGAGAGCCAGAGCGGAUACUCCAAGGAUAUGGCGCAGAAGUACGAUCACGAGUUCAAAGACUUUUGA
Molecule: messenger RNA, 1212 nt
Organism: Letharia columbiana
Lineage: Eukaryota; Fungi; Ascomycota; Lecanoromycetes; Lecanorales; Parmeliaceae
Exons: 7
Coding region: 1-1212 (403 amino acids)
Biological process (GO): peptidyl-serine phosphorylation
Cellular component (GO): nucleus; cAMP-dependent protein kinase complex
Molecular function (GO): cAMP-dependent protein kinase activity; ATP binding
Source: RefSeq, a predicted model, not a curated record